GGGCCAACACAAAAACAUUACGUUUUUCUCACAAUUUAAGCCUAAAUAUACUUGAUCUGUCUGUAAUUUUCUUACAAGUUGAAUAAAAGAGGAAUCUCUACUAGUCAAAGUUCAAAAAUUGUUACUUUAAGUUAUUGUUCAACAUUAAUUUGUCUUAUGAAAUGUCGAAAGCGGAAUCCACUUCUCGAGGCGGCACCGAUGGUCUGAACGUGGAUUUUAUGCGUUCACUAGUCAAACAGUACUCUGAACUGGGUCUAUGGACUAGUGCGCUGUUCUGGGCGGAUGCAGCGGCAGCUGCCGGCAGCGGGUCGGGCACAGCAAGUGGCGAUGAUGUGUGGCUGCUUGCCAGUGCCAUGUUGGCCAGGGGGGAGUACCAUCGGGCCGCUUAUGCUGUUACAUCUAGAGGCUUGCAUAAACAACAUUUACUAUGCCUGGGCGUAGCAAUGCGCGCACACCUAGCGGCGCAAGAGGCCGCCACAGCCCUGGCACUCUUCGAAGAGAGCGACCCCGCGCUUUUGGAGCCCCGGAGUGACCAGACACACAAUCGCGCGCUAGCCGGCGUGCUAGUAUCCCAAGCACGCGCUCUCGCCUCGCUCGAGCGGCGCGACGCGGCCUCGGCCGCUUUAUGCAGCGCGCUCCGAGCAGACUGCGCGUGCGUCGAGGCCCUCGCGCUAUUACACCGGCAGACACCGCUCACAUACAAGCAGGAGAUAGAGUUGCUGGACUCUCUGCCCAUUAGCAGCCAGUUAGGUGCCGCGGAGGGAGCGCUGCUGCGGGCCGCGUACCGUGACCGGGUGUACCGGCAUUCUACGCCCCCACAGGAUACAAAUGAUCCGGUAUCAUCAUCAACAGAAGUGGUCCGCGCGCGUACAGCCGAGGCGGCGGCGUCGCACGCGCGGCGCCUCGCAGCUUCUUGCGAUUGGGCCGGAGCCCUAAAAGCCCUCGACGGCGUGGACCCGUGGUGUGCCGCCCCUGUUAGGGCUGCGUGCUUAGUGGAACUUAAGAAGAGUGCAGAGUUAUUUGCGUUUGCGCAUACAUUGGUGGAUGCGUAUCCGAACUCGUGGACGUCUUGGUUCGCUGUUGGAUGCUACUAUUACUUAAUAGGCAAGAACGAGUUAGCGCGGCGAUACCUGAGCAAAGCGAAGAGUUUAGAGCCUGGCGCGGGCUGCGCCUGGCUGGCACAAGGACACAGCUUCGCGGCCGACAACGAGCACGACCAGGCCAUGGCCGCGUAUUUCAAGGCUAGUCAGCUGAUGGCGGGCAGCCACCUGCCGCCGCUGUACGUGGGCGUGGAGUGCGCGCUGCUGAACAACUUCACCAUGUGCGAGCGGUUUCUACUGCGCGCCGCUACGCUGCACUCCUGUACAGAGACGGGUGAGGAAGGAGGCUGGGACACCAUAGCUCGCGUAGUCAAAGAGCCUCAUGUAGCUCACGAGGCAGGGGCCGCCGCUUUUGCCGCGGGUCAACCUGGAGCGGCUAAAGAGCUGUGGUUGGCGGCGUUACAAGCCGCUCCCGAGGUAAGAGGCGAGAGCGAGAACAUGCACCCGCGCUGGGCGGCGACGCUGGACGCGCUGGGGCACGCGUGCCGCAAGCUGGGGCAGCUGACGGAGGCGCUGGCGUGGCACUCGCGCGCGCUGGCGCUGCGGCCCGCGCGCGCCGCCACGUGCGCGGCGCGCGGGCUGUGCCUGGCGCUGCUGGGCCGGGAGCGCGACGCCGCCGACGCGCUGCACGCCGCGCUCGCCAAGGACCCCGACGACGUGGUGGCGCUCGCGCUGCUCGACGCCAUAGUCGACAGGCUCGACAUAGCACUCACGGAGGAAGAAAUCCCAGCCUUCCCAUUCGGCCCCGUGGAGAUCUCCCCGCCGCCCGCGGCCGCGCCGCCCACGCCGGGCGCCGGCACCGACCACUCCGACAUGAGCAUGAGCUUUGAGCUCAGCAUGAACAACGACUGAACACCUACAUUUACACUUAGAACGCCCUGCGAUUCAUUUCAUGCGGUUUCAGAACCGCAAAAAGUGCAACGUUCGGCAUGCUUCAUAAAUGGACACACUUGCAAGACUGAAACCGCAAGAAAUUAAUGACAGUGCGUUCUAAGCCUUCAUCAAUGAAUCCGACAACACCAGCCUAAAGUCGCUACGAUUGAAGAUAAACGCACAUAGAUGUCACUACAAUCGUCUUUUUUUUUAAGGCCUCUAGAAGGCCUGCGGUUGCAUCUAAUUGCCACGAUGCUGUUCAUACUUUUUGUAUUAAAAUAUAUGGGUCGCGGCAAUUAGACCGCAGACAAUUAUUUUUUGAAAAUGACCGCUUAACUUUGCCGCGUCGCGUCACCGUGAACGUUAUCGGAAAGGUUAAAAACAUGUCAUUGAAUCAAUCCAAACAAAAACAUAAACCACAGACAACAUAUUUUUUUGGAUUGCCGACAGUUAUAACUUCUUAUAAUCUGUGGAUUUUCUUUGCGUUUAUUCAGUUUGUACAAUUAGGUAACCAUAGAAAGACUAAAAGCAAAAAUCCUAUAAACACAAGCCGAAAUGAAACUAGUAUUCUUAACUUUCACUUUUAACGGGAACAGAAAGAACUACUUGUAUUUUUUUACCUGUAAAGUUGCUGAUAGUUUUUAUUUCCAUAAACGCAUUCUAUCUAAUGAAGUAAACAAAAAAAGUCUUAAAUCAUGUUGACACCUGUACUUAAACGAAUCGAUUAAAUAAAAUACUCCGUAACAUAACGAAUUCAAUUUCUUAUCAGACUUACUAUGUGUAAAUAUUUUUUACACUAUAUCUGUA
Messenger RNA from Cydia fagiglandana, 2780 nucleotides. RefSeq names its product cell division cycle protein 16 homolog (gene Cdc16). The transcript has 11 exons. The record is from RefSeq and is a predicted model, not a curated record. Lineage: Eukaryota; Metazoa; Arthropoda; Insecta; Lepidoptera; Tortricidae. Gene Ontology annotation, molecular function: protein binding. Gene Ontology annotation, biological process: anaphase-promoting complex-dependent catabolic process; protein ubiquitination; cell division. The coding region runs from base 162 to 1952 and encodes 596 amino acids. Gene Ontology annotation, cellular component: anaphase-promoting complex; cytoplasm.